This is a messenger RNA of Hermetia illucens (black soldier fly), 2652 nucleotides long. RefSeq lists its product as uncharacterized. The transcript has 4 exons. The coding region runs from base 680 to 1630 and encodes 316 amino acids. The record is from RefSeq and is a predicted model, not a curated record. NCBI's taxonomy places the organism in Eukaryota, Metazoa, Arthropoda, Insecta, Diptera, Stratiomyidae.
GUGCGCUUUAAGAAAAAACCUUAAAAUAACAUUUCGACUAACAAACGGACAAACAAACAGUACCGCGCACUUGUGGCAAUAUGAGCUUCGCAUCUUAAAGUUUGCAACAAAUCAUAGUUACAAUAUCGUUGUUUUAACGUAUUUUUAGAUGAUUUACGUACGCGAAAUUUCGUAACUUUUCUGUUCCGACUAUCGGGGAAGUAGACGCGAAACAAUUUGUCGCAGGUUUGAAUCGCUGGAGUUUGUUUAACACCUUCUCGAUGGAAUACUAACUGUCUCUCGGCGGUGCAUAGUAAUUGUUCGUCCGAAGAAAAGUUAUAUAAUUUUCGUUUGUAAUUAUCUUUACGCCUCGUUUUUUCGUACGGAACAGAAAUUAACUUUGAAGUCGAAGAUUUUGUUUCUGGUGCAUGAUAGUGAUAUAAUAAUAACGGAAAAUAUUAUAACACAGUAGAAAAUUUGAAAUUGGCCUUUGUAUUGCGAUAUCACCGAAAUUAAGUCGAAGAGUGCUUGGCAGAUAAUUGUUGUUGAAAUUGUUUUCGAAGAAAAUUGUGUUUGUUUAUAAAUCUAAUUGGCUUGUGAAAUUGGAAAUAUUACAAUUGUCUUAUCAUUUUAUUCUGAAUAUAGAGUUUUACUGAUUAACGACGAGUAAUUAGUAGAACGCAACCAACAUAUUCGGAGCAUGGAUACCAGGAAAGGAUUAAAUUCAAAAUUAAUGCAGAUGAAUGAAACAUGGCAUAUACCCCGCCCAUCCCUAAGUGGAUCAUCAUCGGGCGAACACUCAUCGAACAGUAGUAGUAAAUCGCAUUCGAAUCCAUCAACAGUUAAUCGCAAUUCACGAUAUUUUCGUCAAGGAGGACAUACAAACUAUGCAUACGUUAGCACAUACGAUAUCUACUCAGAUCACAAUAAUGAUUAUGUGAGCAGAUAUCCACGAGGAUCGUAUGACCUUCCAGAACUUCAUAAUCAAAAUCCUAUUUAUCACACAACACAAUCAGCUGCUUCAGCGACGUCUAGUAGGCGAUCAAAAUCGAAUCAAGGACGAUCGAGCCCACCAAGUGCAAAUGCAGUUGGCGAAAAAAGAGGAUCAAGAUCGUCACGAGGAUCGACUGAUAGCAAUAGUAGUACACAUAGCGGAGCAUCUGAAUCACUCUUACUAACAGCGGCGAAUCUUGAACGUUUUGCUGCCAUCCAUAAAAAAAUGCCACUGCGCGAGAUUGAUCAUCACGAUAUAAAUUCUCAACAGAACUACGCAUCAAACUUUGUCGGAUCACCUGCACCAACUUCUGACAGAAAUCACGCUUUGGGUGCAGUGCCAAAAAGUCAUGAUCAUCAUCAUCAACAAAACCAUGAGCAAUCAUCGGCGUCACAAAAUGCGGACGCGAUAAUUGCAAUCGAUCCAAAUCUACAUUUCGUCAAAACCAAAGAUGUUGACUCCGUGUCAAUAGCCAGUUCAACCCAUUUCACAAUGGUCAAUGGAAUUGGAAGACCGCCACGUAAAACAAAGAGUGGUAUCUGCAGUCGAAGCCAUCAGAUUACCGUUCUCAUCCUUACCAUGAGCACGAUAUUCUUAAUAGGCAUCCUGUUCGCCGUUUAUCUUCUUGAAAUGCGAGCCCGAGGUAUGCCUCGAUAAGUAACAAUCAUCUCAGCGAAAUCCAUUCCAAAAUUAGCAAGUAAUGCAAAUAUUCUUCCCCAUUCCCAAAACACAUGCGCCUCACUCGUAUAUAUAUAAAUAUAAUUAUUUGUAAUUAUUUAGCACACAAAAAACAACGAAAACACAAGUAUUUUGACCAAAAGUACCUUUUGUGUGAAUUUUGACAGGAAGCAAAUAUAUAAUUGCUGCAGUGAAAACAUCUUAGCUAAAUUUACAUUUAUGUGCUUGUAUGUAUGUACGCAUUUUUCUCAAUGUCAAAACUUGCAUAAAACUAUUUUUUGUUAUGUAUUUAAUGAUUUAUGACAUAUAACUAAGCCAUGAUCAACAAAAAACUAUCUAGACAUUCGAAAUAAUCUAUUUAUUUUCUUCUUCUCGAAAUCAUUAAAUUAUUAAAUCAAUCAUGCAGUGAUUUUUAAGGUUAAACUAAUUCAGUCUCUCUAAUCUUUUCCUUUCUGUAAUUUAUUAUUGAAAAUAGUAAUUAGUAGCAGUUUUUCUACCAAAUUAUGUGAUCGAACAGUUAAUUGCAGUCUCAAACUUCAGUCCUCUCCAUAUUCAAUCAAUCUUCACAAUUGUAAAUACAAUAGUUUUAGAAAUUGUAAACCGACAAACUAACAAAUUAACAGAAAAGUUAAUAUUUACCUUUAAAAACAGAAGCCCAACAAACAUAUCUUUCGUACAUCAUAAAACUAAGUAUCUCCAACUUAUUGUACUUUACCCUCCUCUCAUAAUUCACCGUUUUUACUUUAAAACAAGAUAAAUAUUGAUAUUGAUUUAUUUUAUUAUGUUUUUAAUAGUUAUUAUGAUAUGAAUAAAAUAAUCCUCCGUCAAAAAUACAAGCGAUUGCAGUUUGAUGAAGGAUUAUUUUUUAAAGUAAAUACAUUUUAAGUAUUAUCCGUGUAUUAUGAGUUACAAGAAUGUGUUAUGAGAUAUACAACAAAUGUUUGUUAGUGAAGCAAACAAACUGAAUAAUAUAAAUAAAUUAAAAAUGAUAUAAUAAAACA